AUGGCAAGCCUGCUCCCUCCCACAGGCACCAACGUUUUCCGCCGCUUCACCCCAGAGUCACUGGCGGAGAUCGAAAGGCUCAUCCAUGAAAAGAUAAGCAGGGAGGAAGCAGAGGGUGACGAUGAGGAACCACAGGCACCGAGCCGUGACCUGGAGGCAGGGAAAAGCCUGCCCAUGAUCUGUUGCGACCCACCAAAGGAUCUCCUCAACACCCCUCUUGAGGACAUAGACCCCUUCUACAAAGCACAGAAAACGUUUAUCGUGAUAAGCAAGGGGAACACAAUCUACAGGUUCUCUGCCGAACCAGCGCUGUUUAUUAUCAGUCCUUUUAGUCCCGUCAGAAGAGGAGCCAUCAAAAUUCUUAUACAUUCAUAUUUUAGUAUGCUCAUCAUGAUAACCAUCCUCUCCAACUGCGUGUUCAUGACGAUGAGUAAUCCUCCGGCCUGGAGUAAAACUGUUGAAUAUGUUUUUACUGGUAUAUAUACAUUUGAAGCAACAGUCAAAGUUUUGUCUCGAGGCUUCUGCAUGGGACCUUUCACAUUCCUCCGUGACCCAUGGAACUGGCUUGAUUUCAUGGUGAUCAGCAUGGCGUACAUCACAGAGUUUGUAGACCUCGGUAAUGUGUCAGCACUGAGGACGUUUCGUGUGCUCAGAGCUCUCAAAACAAUCACUGUUAUUCCUGGUUUGAAAACCAUUGUUGGGGCUCUGAUACAGUCUGUCAAGAAGAUGGUAAACGUGAUGAUUUUGACCGUCUUUGCUCUGGCUGUGUUUGCCCUCAUUGGCCUGCAGUUAUUCAUGGGAAAUCUACGUCAUAAAUGCAUCCGUUGGCCGAUCCCCAACAGCACCAUCUUUGAUGAAUACAACACCACUAUGGUCAAUGACACCAUCCUCAACGUCACAGAUACAUUCGAUUUCAAAGCUUACAUAGACAAUGAAGAAAACCAGUACUUUCUGGAGGGAAGUUUAGAUGCUUUAUUAUGUGGUAACAGCUCUGAUUCUGGGAAGUGCCCUGAAGGAUACACAUGUAUGAAGGCUGGAAGGAACCCAAACUAUGGCUACACCAGCUAUGACAACUUUGGCUGGGCCUUUCUCGCCCUCUUCAGAGUCAUGACUCAGGACUAUUGGGAGAAUCUCUUCCAGUUGACCCUUCGUGCGGCUGGGAAGACAUACAUGAUCUUCUUUGUGGUGGUCAUCUUCCUGGGGUCUUUCUACCUCAUUAAUCUGAUCUUGGCAGUGGUUGCCAUGGCUUAUGAUGAGCAGAACGAAGCCACCAUGGCUGAGGCCCUUGAGAAAGAAGAGGAGUUUCAGAGAUUGCUUGAGCAGCUCAAGAACCAAGAACAAGAGGCAGGCAGUAAAGUCUCUUUGGCCAGCCAGACAAUGCAAAUUCGAGGGUCAAACAGGACAGGUUCAUUACACAGUCUUGGAGGUGAUGACAUCAUAAAGGACUUGAACGGCAAAAUAGUUCCUCACCUCAUUGUCAACAGAGUCCCCUCCUGUGACAGAGAAUUAUCAGCCGAAGAGGACCACAAAUCCUUGGGCUCCAAACACAGUAUGCAGUACCUGGACCAGCUCAAACUCUCCAAGAGAGCAGCCAGUGCUAUCAGUGUGCUCACUGCAACUAUGGAUGAGUUGGAAGGUGUCCAGAGGCCUUGUCCACCAGGCUGGUAUAAGUUUGCGGACAUUUUCCUUAAAUGGGACUGCUGUGCUCCCUGGCUCCUCUUUAAGAAGUGGGUUCUUUUUGUAGUGAUGGACCCAUUUUUUGAUCUUGGUAUCACCAUCUGCAUUGUGCUCAACACACUGUUCAUGGCCAUGGAGCACUACCCCAUGAGUCCGGAUUUCGAACAUGUUCUGUCAGUGGGCAACUUGGUAUUUACAGGAAUCUUCACAGCUGAAAUGGUGUUCAAGCUUAUUGCUUUGGACCCUUACUACUAUUUCCAGGUGGGCUGGAACAUAUUCGACAGCAUCAUUGUCACUCUCAGCCUGGUAGAGUUAGGACUGGCCAAUGUCCAGGGCUUGUCUGUUCUCAGGUCCUUCCGUUUGCUGCGAGUCUUCAAACUGGCUAAAUCUUGGCCCACCCUGAACAUGCUGAUCAAGAUCAUUGGCAACACAGUAGGUGCUCUAGGGAACCUGACGCUUGUCCUGGCCAUCAUCGUCUUCAUUUUCGCCGUUGUGGGCAUGCAGCUCUUUGGCAAGAGCUACAAGGACUGUGUGUGUAAGAUCUCUGAAGACUGUGAGCUGCCUCGCUGGCACAUGAACGACUUCUUCCACUCUUUCCUCAUAGUCUUUCGUAUCCUGUGCGGAGAGUGGAUCGAGACCAUGUGGGAUUGUAUGGAGGUGGCAGGAGCUGGCAUGUGUUUGGUGGUCUUCAUGAUGGUCAUGGUCAUUGGUAAUUUGGUGGUGUUAAAUCUGUUCCUGGCCCUGCUGCUUAGCUCCUUCAGUGGGGAUAACCUGUCUGGAGGUGAUGACGAUGGUGAGAUGAACAACCUGCAGAUCGCCAUUGGCCGCAUCACCAGGGGCAUAGAUUGGUUCAAAGCUUUUGUCGCCAGUAUGGUGCAACAGAUUCUUGGAAAGAAACCUCCUGAUGACAAUAAGGGAGAAGGGGAAGGGGACAUAGAACUGUACUCAUUAAACCACCUGGAUGGGGGAAAAAUGGCAGAUGGCUUAACCAACUGUUUAAAGUUUCCAACCCUGAGGGUACCGAUUGCUCGUUGCGAGUCCGAUGUUGAAGAUGAGAGCUCAGAUGAAUCUUCUGAUGAAGAAGAGAAAAACAAGAAAGUCGCUCUUAAUGAUGACGACUCCUCAGUGUGUAGCACAGUGGAUUACAAGCCUCCAGAACCUGAGCCUGAGCCUGAGGAGGAAGAGGAACCAGAACCUGAAGAGCCAGAGUCCUGUUUCACAGAAGGUUGUGUUAGGCGAUGUCCAUGUUUGAAUGUAAACAUCACAGAAGGAUGGGGGAAAAGGUGGUGGAACCUUCGAAGAACGUGCUUCACCAUCGUUGAGCAUGACUACUUUGAGACCUUCAUCAUCUUUAUGAUCCUCCUUAGCAGUGGAGCACUGGCUUUUGAGGAUAUCAACAUAGAACGCCGUAGAGUGAUCAAGAUCAUCUUGGAGUAUGCUGAUAAAGUCUUCACUUACAUUUUCAUAGUGGAGAUGUUUCUGAAGUGGGUGGCAUACGGUUUCAAGACCUAUUUCACCAAUGCAUGGUGCUGGCUAGACUUCUUCAUUGUGGAUGUGUCACUUGUCAGUUUAACAGCCAAUUUGUUGGGCUAUUCUGAGUUGGGACCAAUCAAAUCUCUCAGAACGCUCAGGGCUCUUCGACCCCUUCGAGCACUGUCAAGAUUUGAGGGAAUGAGGGUGGUGGUAAAUGCUCUGGUUGGUGCCAUCCCCUCUAUUUUUAAUGUGCUUCUGGUGUGUCUGAUAUUCUGGCUCAUCUUCAGCAUCAUGGGCGUCAAUCUGUUUGCUGGAAAGUUCUACCACUGCAUCAACACUACGACAGAGGAACUCUUCCCCAUAGAUGUAGUCAACAACAGGAGCGACUGCAUGGCACUGAUGCACACUAAUGAGGCACGCUGGGUCAAUGUAAAAGUCAACUAUGACAAUGUGGGACUCGGCUACCUCUCUCUUCUGCAAAUUGCCACAUUUAAAGGCUGGAUGGACAUCAUGUAUGCUGCAGUGGAUUCUAGAGAGGUGGAGGAGCAACCAUCGUAUGAGAUCAACCUCUACAUGUAUCUAUAUUUUGUUAUUUUCAUCAUUUUUGGUUCCUUUUUCACGCUCAACCUCUUCAUUGGUGUCAUCAUUGACAACUUCAAUCAGCAAAAAGCCAAGUUUGGAGGGAAAGACAUAUUCAUGACAGAGGAACAGAAGAAGUAUUACAACGCCAUGAAAAAGCUGGGUUCCAAAAAACCUGCUAAACCAAUACCCCGGCCAUCAAAUAUUAUCCAGGGUGCUGUGUUUGACUUUAUAUCACAACAGUUCUUUGACAUCUUUAUCAUGGUGCUUAUCUGCCUCAAUAUGGUGACCAUGAUGGUUGAAACAGAUGACCAGAGUGCUGAAAAAGAGGAUAUCCUGUACAAGGUCAAUUUGGUCUUCAUUGUCAUCUUCACAGGGGAAUGCAUACUUAAGAUGUUUGCACUCAGACAUUACUUUUUCACUAUUGGCUGGAAUGUCUUUGAUUUUGUUGUGGUCAUCCUGUCUAUAGCAGGUCUAAUGUUAUCAGACAUCAUUGAGAAGUACUUUGUUUCUCCCACCUUGUUCCGUGUCAUCCGACUUGCUAGAAUCGGCCGUGUGCUGCGUCUCAUCAAAGGGGCAAAAGGCAUAAGGACUCUUUUGUUUGCCUUGAUGAUGUCACUUCCUGCCCUCUUCAACAUCGGACUGCUUCUAUUCCUCAUUAUGUUCAUCUUCUCCAUCUUUGGCAUGUCUAACUUUGCCUAUGUGAAAAAGCAGGCAGGCAUCGAUGACAUUUUUAACUUUGAAACAUUUGGUGGCAGCAUCAUCUGCCUGUUUGAGAUCACCACCUCAGCAGGCUGGGACGGGCUUCUGCUGCCUAUUCUGAACAGUGGCCCUCCAGACUGUGAUCCUGACAUAGAGAACCCUGGUACAGACGUUAAGGGUAACUGUGGGAAUCCUGGCAUGGGCAUCAUGUUUUUCUGCAGUUACAUCAUCAUGUCCUUCCUGGUGGUCGUGAACAUGUACAUUGCCAUCAUUCUAGAAAACUUUAAUGUCGCUCAAGAGGAGAGUGGAGACCCGCUUUGUGAGGAUGACUUUGUAAUGUUCAACGAGACUUGGGAAAAGUUUGACGUCGAUGCAACACAGUUCAUCGAAUACAGCCGCUUAUUUGACUUUGUUGAUACCUUGCAGGAGCCUCUACGAAUUGCCAAACCCAACCGCCUCAGACUGAUCGCCAUGGAUCUGCCCAUUGUAACAGGUGACAAAAUCCACUGCCUGGAUAUUCUUUUGGCAGUUACUCGAGAGGUUCUAGGUGACACCAUCGAGAUGGCUGCCAUGAAGGAGAGCAUUGAAGCAAAGUUCAUGAUGAAUAACCCCACCUCUGCCUCUUUUGCACCAAUUACCACCACUCUCAGGAGAAAGGAGGAAGAGCGUGCAGCCAUUGUAAUUCAACGAACAUACCGCAGACAUCUACUCCAACGUUUUGUCCGCCAUGCCUGCUUCAUGCGUCGUUCGAAGAGGAAAGUUAGGAGUCAGGAGUAUGAAGAACCUCCUGAAACCAAGGGGUUGAUUGAGAAGAAAAUGGAUGCCAUCUAUGGCAGCAAUACAGAACUUGCGGUGACUCUUGAGGUGAAGGCUAAGCCCAUGCCACCUAAUACACAGCCACCCAAACCCACCUCAGCCACACAGCAAAGGGCAUCAGUAACUGACCCCCGACCAGAGGGACAACUUAUAGUCACAGUGGAGCUCACAAGAGAGGUGAUCCUCCAAUCUGCACUCACAACAAUGCAUAACCCCUACAGUUCAGAGAAAGCAGGACCUCAGGAGUCAUUAGUAUAACUGGUGGACAAUGUCUGUGGACAGUGGACUAAUGACUAAGGUUAUCCUACUAAAAUGGGAGAUAUGAGGUGUAAAAUGCAAUGAACAUCACUGAUGCUCCAAAAAACAUGAAAAGGAUUACCCAUAAUCAUAAGACAACUAAGGUGUGACAGAAUUGCAGUGCUAUGUCUUGGAAGCACUGUUUUUUAUUUAAACUUUUUUUAAGACCUGUUUUAGACAGGAUUUGUCUUCUUAUUUGUUCCCAAUUAGAAAUGUCCUAGAAGAUUUCUCAUUUGUUUAUUUGAGGAUUCCUUGUUCAGCAUGAGUUCUUUUGACUUUAUGUGACAUAUCCACUAUGAUAAAUUAAAACAAGGCUGUGAGGGAUAGACGUACAGUCCAUUCAAUAGAUUCUACUGUCCAGAUUGAUCACACUGUGAAUUCGGCAACACUAGGGUGGAAAGUUCUACUUACCAUAAUUCGAAACCACCAGUGGCCGAAGCUAGAAGUGUUGGUGAAAUGUCCACAGAGUGACACUGAAUGUGAGUUGUAUUUUUAGUUGUAAAUGAUGUAAUACAUUCAAUAGGAAUGCAUAUUUUAUUAACUAUGCCACCUAACCCAAACCCCAACCCUAAACCUAACCGCCAGUGGAGUACAAAUGUAAUUUUAGAGUCAAAAUGCAACCUCCGAUUCACGCUAACCAUUGUCUAUGUGAAUGUGAUUACUUCCUGGAAUCCACGGGACCAGAACUCAUGUCUCUGAGGUUGCUCGAAAAACAUCAGUUGCAAUAGGAGGAAAG
Molecule: messenger RNA, 6280 nt
Organism: Myxocyprinus asiaticus (Chinese sucker)
Lineage: Eukaryota; Metazoa; Chordata; Actinopteri; Cypriniformes; Catostomidae
Product: sodium channel protein type 4 subunit alpha A-like
Exons: 26
Coding region: 1-5505 (1834 amino acids)
Biological process (GO): neuronal action potential; sodium ion transmembrane transport; membrane depolarization during action potential
Cellular component (GO): plasma membrane; axon; voltage-gated sodium channel complex
Molecular function (GO): voltage-gated sodium channel activity; protein binding
Source: RefSeq, a predicted model, not a curated record